AUGGCACCCGCAAGAGUUGAUGAGCUUUUCACACCGGCCACUAACAGCCAGCCCCCCGUCAGCAUCAAAUCCCAAGAUGGGGAAGGUCGCUUGAUGCACCGCUCCCUGGUCCAACACCCGUCAAUGGUUGAAUCAGCCAGCGGGGUAUACCUCCACCUGGCCAACGGCCAAAAGAUCAUUGAUGCCUGCGGCGGUGCUGCUGUUGCCCUGCUGGGCCACGGUAACGAGGAAGUCGUCCAAGCCGUCGCCGAUCAGGCCCGGAAAGUGAGCUACGUCCACACUCAGGCAUACACCACCGAACCCGCCGAGGAACUAGCCAACCUCAUUCUCGACGGCAAACCCCAUGGUCUGGAGAAGGCGUUCUUCGUCAGCAGCGGGAGCGAGGCUGUCGAGGCGGCCUUGAAACUGGCUCGUCAGUACCACUAUGAAAAGGGGCAACCCCAGAGAAUGCACCUUAUAAGCAGACGACAGGCGUACCACGGAAACACCAUUGCGGCCAUGUCCAUCUCCACUGUUGCGGCAAGGAAGGUUCCCUACGAAGGCUUCAGCUACCCCCACGUCUCCCACGUUUCGCCGGCAUACGCGUAUCAGUACCAACGCAACGACGAGGCCGAAGACGAGUACACGGCCAGACUCCUUUCGGAAGUCGAAACGGAGUUUCAGAGAGUCGGCCCCGGGAAUGUGGCUGCCUUUAUCGCAGAGACCGUGGUCGGUGCCACCGCGGGAUGCGUGGCGCCCCCUGCCGGCUAUCUCGCCGGCGUCCGCCGGAUUUGCGACACACACGGAGCCCUUCUCAUCCUUGACGAGAUCAUGUGCGGCACCGGACGCACCGGGACGUUUUUUGCCUUUGAGCAAGAGGGCGUUGUCCCCGAUAUCGUCACCGUCGCCAAGGGGCUGGGAGGCGGCUACAGUCCCAUCGCCGGCGUUUUGAUCCAUGAAAAGGUGGUCGCUGCCCUUCGACAGGGCUCCAACUCUUUCAGCCACGGACACACAUACCAGGCCCACCCUGUGGCCUGCGCCGCGGCCUUGGCGGUCCAGAAAAUUCUGAGGCGGGAUCACCUUGUAGCCCGCUGCGCUCGGCUGGGCAAGCAGCUCGAGGGCAUGCUACGGAGUGAGUUGACGAACUGCCGAUCAGUUGGCGAUAUCAGGGGUAGAGGGCUGUUUUGGGGAGUGGAAUUCGUCAAGGAUCGGGAGGCCAAAGAAACCUUCGAUCCCAAGACCCGGUUUGGGCUCCGUAUCCAAGAACGGGCCUUUGAGAAGGGUGUGGCUCUAUACCCUGGCGCUGGCACAGUAGACGGCUCAAGGGGUGAUCAUGUGUUACUCGCACCGCCGUUUAUAAUCACAGACGAGCAACUGAAGGAGGUCUGCAGAGUCCUCCGAGAAGCAGUCGAAGAAAUUGAGGCGGAAACGCUGUGA
Molecule: messenger RNA, 1416 nt
Organism: Colletotrichum graminicola M1.001
Lineage: Eukaryota; Fungi; Ascomycota; Sordariomycetes; Glomerellales; Glomerellaceae
Product: aminotransferase class-III
Exons: 1
Coding region: 1-1416 (471 amino acids)
Cellular component (GO): cytosol
Molecular function (GO): transaminase activity; pyridoxal phosphate binding
Source: RefSeq, a predicted model, not a curated record